Molecule: messenger RNA, 930 nt
Organism: Nycticebus coucang (slow loris)
Lineage: Eukaryota; Metazoa; Chordata; Mammalia; Primates; Lorisidae
Gene: FAM178B
Product: family with sequence similarity 178 member B
Exons: 5
Coding region: 119-478 (119 amino acids)
Source: RefSeq, a predicted model, not a curated record
CAGAGUGUGGGUCUGAGUCUCGUGGGGAAUCUCCAUCUGCACAGACAAACUGGAAGAGGACAUUUUAAAGACAGAAACCUGAACACAGCUGUCCUCUCUCAGCCAGUUCCUGCGCUUCAUGAAGCCAUCAUCCCUCAAGCAGUACCUGGGCUUUGAGUCCCUGCCACCCUUCCAGGAACAACAGCCAAAGGCCAGUGCUGAGCUAGACUAUAAGGCCUGCUACCUGUGCCACAGCCUUCUGACACUGGCUGGGGUGGUGGUCAGCUGCCAGGACAUUACUUCAGAUCAGUGGGGUGAACUGCAGCUGCUGUGCAUGCAGUUGGACCACCACAUCAACACCCACAUCCGGGAGAGCCCCCAGGCCAUGCACUGCACCAGACUCAAAGACUUGGCUGCCCAGACCUACAUUCGUUGGCAGGAGCUACUGGUCCUCUACCAGCCCCAGGCCCAGUACUUCAGCCCCUGGAAAGACAUCUAAAAAGGAGCUGCGUCGGGGCAGCCCAGGACUCUUGGCUUCAGCAGAAAGUGACCAGGGCUCAGGGAACUAGAGGAAGCAAAGAAUGAAGACUAGCACAGGUCUAGAUGCUGACCAGCCUGGUAAAGCAAGAGCUUGCCUCUGCCAUUGCCCCUGCCCCCACUCUGACAGAUUUUGCCUUCCCUGCUAUGUCCACCCUCAGCUCUCUCCCCUCCCAGCCAUCUCCUCUUCCCUAAGGCUUUUGUCUUCAUAACUCUGGUUUCCCUGGGCCCUCAUAGGCCUCAGUCCUCCCCACCCUCUUUCCUUUCUCUCUCUGUCACUAAUGUGAGAUUUCUUUGUGCACAUUAAAGUCUUAUUUCAGCAUCAGUGGUUUAGAAGACUUCCUUCAAUCCUUGUCCUGAGGGCUGGUGCCCAGCGUCUAGUCUCCUGAUGUCUCUGCUUAUGUUCUGCUGAGU